Galeopterus variegatus (Sunda flying lemur) is the source of this 3789-nucleotide messenger RNA. It is a transcript of the gene RECQL5, whose product is annotated as RecQ protein-like 5. Gene Ontology annotation, biological process: double-strand break repair via homologous recombination. The transcript has 20 exons. Gene Ontology annotation, molecular function: ATP binding; nucleic acid binding; four-way junction helicase activity. Lineage: Eukaryota; Metazoa; Chordata; Mammalia; Dermoptera; Cynocephalidae. Gene Ontology annotation, cellular component: cytoplasm; chromosome. The record is from RefSeq and is a predicted model, not a curated record.
CGUAGGGUGUAAGGGUCUUCGAGUAGUUUCUGAGCCAGCCGGCAGCAGCGGCGCGGCAAGAGCCUUGCGUUUCUGGGCGGCCCAUGGCCGGCUCUGAUAUCUUGGGGUGAAGAGAGGGAGGCUUCGGCCGGGAAAGGGAGAAAAUUGUGGAUCUGGUGCUCGGAGGAAGAAGAGAGAGAGAGUCAGGGUCCUGGGGGCAAAGAAUGGUCGUAGCUGCGCUAUAGAAGGAGCAGAAGGUGGCUCUUAGAAAAACGAGCCCACGUUCUCCAAACUGUUCCGAAGACGUUUAUGUUUCUUUUAGUGAUCUGAUUUCUAGCUCUGUGCUAUACCGUAGCCUGGGAUGGUUCAGUGUUUUUAUUUUCACUGAGCCUGAAAGUGGAGAUGUUAACUACCCACGAAUGUAUUGCUUGAGACUGUUCACCUGCAACUUUAUUACUUAGGUGUAAUAUAGGGAAUUUAUACUCACAGAGAAAAAUAAACUAUUUUUAAAGCAGAACAGAGGGUUCUCGUGGCAACCUUUCACCACCUUUGCCUUAACCUUUGGCUCCCGUUUUUCGCUAAGAUGAGCACCCGCCCUUCCUCCUUUCCUCCUGACCCUGAGCUGCGAGUCCGGCGCACGUUGAAGAAGGUCUUUGGGUUUGAUUCUUUUAAGACACCUUUACAGGAGAGUGCGACCAUGGCUGUAGUGAAAGGUGACAAGGAUGUCUUUGUGUGCAUGCCCACAGGGGCAGGAAAAUCCCUCUGCUAUCAGCUCCCUGCCCUGUUGGCCAAAGGCAUCACCAUUGUAGUUUCUCCUCUCAUUGCUUUGAUUCAGGACCAAGUGGAUCACUUGCUGGCCCUGAAGGUACAAGUGAGUUCCCUAAACUCAAAGCUCUCAGCGCAGGAGAGGAAGGAGCUGCUCUCUGACCUGGAGCAAGAAAAGCCCCGGACCAAACUUCUGUACAUCACCCCAGAGAUGGCAGCAUCAGCCUCCUUCCAGCCUGUCCUGAACUCCCUGGUGUCUCGCCACCUGCUCUCUUACUUGGUGGUGGAUGAAGCUCAUUGUAUUUCCCAGUGGGGACACGACUUCCGUCCUGACUACUUGCGUCUGGGUGCCCUGCGCUCCCGCCUGGCACAUGCCCCAUGUGUGGCUCUGACUGCCACUGCCACCCUGCAGGUCCAAGAAGAUGUGUUUGUUGCCCUGCACCUGAAGCAACCAGUUGCCACCUUCAAGACUCCCUGCUUCCGGCCCAACCUCUUCUAUGAUGUGCAGUUCAAAGAGCUUAUUUCUGAUCUCUUUGGGAACCUGAGGGACUUCUGCUUUAAGGCUCUUGGGCAGAAGGCUGAUAAAGGGUUGUCUGGCUGCGGCAUUAUCUAUUGCAGGACUAGAGAGGCUUGUGAACAGCUGGCAAUAGAGCUCACUUGCAGGGGUGUGAACGCCAAGGCUUACCAUGCAGGGCUGAAGGCUUCUGAAAGAACGCUGGUGCAGAAUGAGUGGAUGGAGGAGAAGGUCCCUGUGAUUGUUGCAACCAUUAGUUUUGGGAUGGGAGUGGAUAAAGCCAAUGUCAGGUUUGUCGCCCACUGGAAUAUUGCCAAGAGUAUGGCUGGGUACUACCAGGAGUCUGGCCGGGCCGGCAGGGAUGGGAAGCCUUCGUGGUGCCGUCUCUAUUACUCUAGGAAUGACCGGGACCAAGUCAGCUUCCUGAUCAGGAAGGAAAUAGCAAAACUUCAGGAAAAGAGAGGGAACAAAGCAUCUGAUAAAGCCGCUCUCUUGGCCUUCGAUGCCCUGGUGACCUUCUGUGAAGAAUUGGGGUGUCGCCAUGCUGCCAUUGCCAAGUACUUCGGGGAUGCGCUGCCCACCUGCAUCAAAGGCUGUGACCACUGCCAGAACCCCGCGGCCGUGCGGAGGCAGCUGGGUGCCUUGGAGCACAGCGGCAGCAACUGGAGCAAGACCUGCAUCAGGCCUUCCCAGGAGAAUGGCUUCGACCCUGAGCUGUACGAGGGAGGCCGCAGGGGCUACAGGGGCUUUAGCAGGUAUGACGAAGGUUCUGGAGGCAGCGGGGACGAGGGCAGAGAUGAGGCCCACAAGCGGGAGUGGAAUCUCUUCUAUCAGAAGCAGAUGAGCCUACGCAAGGGCAAAGACCCCAAGACAAAAGAAUUCAUACCCCCAGAUGAGGACUGUCCCCUGAAAGAGGCUUCUAGCAGGAAGAUCUCUGGGCUCACUGUGAAGGCCCGUGAGCACUGCCUAGGGCUUCUGGAGGAGGCUCUGAGUAGUAACCACCAGGCCACAGGUUCCACUGAUGGAGCUGACCUCCAGGCCAAGGCCGUGGAGCUGGAACAUGAGACGUUCCGAAAUGCCAAGGUGGCCAACCUGUACAAGGCCAGCGUGCUGAAGAAGGUGGCUGCAAUUCACAAAGCCUCCAAGGAUGGGCAGCUCUAUGAUGUGGGAGGUGGUGCCAGGAGCCGUGGUCCCCUGGCCAAGCCCCCAGAGCCUGACGAGUACGACAUCCCACCAGCUUCCCAGGUGUACUCGCUCAAACCCAAGCGGGUGGGAGCUGGUUUCCCCAAAGGCUCCUGCCCAUUCCAGACAGCCACUGAGCUGAUGGAGAAGACCAAGGUGCAAGCCCCCCAGCCCAUGCAGGGAGGCAAGCAGGAGCCCCCCAACCAGCCCUGUGACCUGCAGGAAGAGGAUGGAAGUGAGCCCUUUCCUGGGCCCAGAGGAGAGGCCCCUGGUGGGGGGCCCUCCCCAGAGAAGGUGGUGAAAGGCUCUGCUGGGGGCAGCUCCAUGGCCAAGGCCAGGGCCAGCAAGAAACAGCAGCUCCUCGCCGCAGCAGCCCACAGGGAUUCUCAGGACAUCACUCGCUUCUUCUGCCAAAAGUUGGAAAACUCACUUCUGCUCACUUCAACCCCAAGGGCAGAAGGUGCCUGCCCCUCCUGUGAGGGGGUGCAGAGACCCCCGACGUCCCCAGAGAAGUGCACAGAGGAAGAAGAUGGAGCCCAGGGAUGUUUGACUGACCUUCCCCAGACUGAGCGGUGCCCCAGGGAGGGGCUCAGCGUCUGCCCACUCAGAGACCAGGGGCCCCCUGAAGCCCAUUCUACCCCUGCAGAGGAGACACAGACGGGCAAGCGGCCCAGACCCCAGCAGGAGAUCCCAGAAAGCUGGGCUCAGAAGAGGCCUCGCCCCUCAGCCAAGCCCUCCGUCUUAGCUGAGGUCAACGGCAGCGUCUCAGCCAACGAUCAGGGCACCUUGAACUCCACAGCCCAAGACCCCCGCCAGCUGUCGGCUCCUGGCAUCUCCUUGAAGGAGGCUGCGAACAUUGUGGUCAAGUGCCUGACCCCUUUCUACAAGGAGGGCAAGUUUGCAUCCAAGGAAUUGUUUAAAGGCUUUGCUCGCCACCUCUCACACCUGCUGACUCAGAAGACUUCUGGAAGGAGCGUGAAAGAAGAGGCCCAGAACCUUAUCAAGCAGUUUUUCCAUGGCCGGGCCCGGUGUGAGAGUGGCCCUGGUGGCUGGGUUUUGUGAGCCAGAUCCCCUGGUUAUAAGGUGGCAGGUGGUGUGGCUGCUGCCGGGGGAGGAGGAAGGAGGAGUGGCCCCUCCACCUCUUGUACUUAAGUUUUAAGCCAGGGCAGGGCCCAUCUGUCAGGGUAUUGGGGCCUACUCAGGGGAGCCCCUGCUGGCCUCAGGCUCAGCACUUGUGGGCAGAGGGCAGCAACCAGGCCCUGCGCAGCUCCUGGUCAGGAAGACCAGGCCCGACUGAGAUGUUUACAAGAGGAAUAAAAGUCCUAUUCUGACAUAUGUGCACAAACACA